AUGGCUCCCGGGAAGAAGCAGCAGCAGGGCCACGAAGACCCCAGUCGGCUGCGGAUUGCAAUUGUGAAUGGCGAUAAAUGCAAACCCAAAAAGUGCCGCCAAGAAUGCAAAAAGAGCUGCCCCGUCGUCCGAACAGGUCUCUCCAGCAGCAGCAGCAGCAGCAGCAGCAGCAGCAGCAGCAGCAGCAGCAGCAGGAGUUUCAGUUCUUCUGCGCACCCACCAGCAGCAGCAGCAGCAGCAGCAGCAGCAGGGGGUCGAGUUUGGGGUCUUUUUGCGUGGUUUUUCAGGCAAAUUUUGCAUCGAAGUGGAGAGCAGCAGCAAAGUGGCUUUCAUCUCCGAACCGCUUUGCAUAGGCUGCGGAAUUUGCGUCAAAAAAUGUCCUUUUGGAGCAAUUCAAAUAAUUAA
This is a messenger RNA of Eimeria necatrix, 405 nucleotides long. Its product is annotated as ATP-binding cassette sub-family E member 1, related. Lineage: Eukaryota; Apicomplexa; Conoidasida; Eucoccidiorida; Eimeriidae. The record is from RefSeq and is a predicted model, not a curated record. The transcript has a single exon. Bases 1 to 405 code for a protein of 134 amino acids.